Molecule: messenger RNA, 1713 nt
Organism: Lytechinus variegatus (green sea urchin)
Lineage: Eukaryota; Metazoa; Echinodermata; Echinoidea; Temnopleuroida; Toxopneustidae
Exons: 4
Coding region: 155-532 (125 amino acids)
Source: RefSeq, a predicted model, not a curated record
UUUGUCAAUUCGCCGUUUGUCUGGUUUCUUGUAGUAAUAAUAAUUCCUUGUAGAUAUCCGAACUAAGGUGUGACACUAGGUUAACAUUGAAUGAAGUUGGACACCUAGGUUUUGGGGGAUUUAGCGAAUAUUAUUCCUAAUAUUUACCGGAAAUAUGAAAUAUUUAAUUGCAACGCUCAUCCUCUUUACAUUGCUCGGUGUUUCAUCGGCCUACUACUGCUACGUCUGUGAAAGUGAUGACUAUUUCAACGGAGCAACGUGCACAGACCCAUUCGCAAAGGGGGACUCCGCUUUAGCCAAGAGGCAGUGCUCUGGCGACUGUUUCAAAGAAGUUAUAACUUAUGAAGAUGGUAGGCAAAAGUACCGAAGAGGAUGCGAUGCCUGCUCGGACGAAUGUUCUACAGUAGGAAACACCAGAACCUGCAGAUAUUGCUGCUAUGGGCAACUGUGUAAUAGCGCCACCAGCGUCCGCUUCAACAUUGUUGCCAUGUUACUGACGUCAUGUUUAGCGACUAUUUACUACUUCCUUUGAAAUUGUAAAUGCAUUUUUUUAUAUUUCCAUAAUCACAAAACCAUCAUGCGUUCUCAAUUUCAAGGAUUGAAAAUAAAUCCAGGAUCCCGUAACACAAAGGCUAUUGAUUGAUCGUACGUCUGAUUUUUACGAUUGAUUGUACAUUUUAGUCAAUGCAUUCAAUCGUGAAAAUAUGUUGUAAAAUCACUCCUGUUUCGUGACCCUGAUCUGCAGUGAUCAAUGGUUUGAUUUUAAUCCUGGUUGUAUUAAAAUUUCAAUUUCUUAGCUUUGAAUUCAGAUUCAAAACAGAUAAUUUCAAAUCCGCAAAUUGAAUUUUAAAUCCCAUAUCCUGCCGGUCACUAUAUUCAUAGCAGAUCUUGAUUUACUUUAAAUCCACGAAAUUUAAGCAUGGCUUAAUCACGUCUAUACAGUUUCCUUCAGAGCAUCUCAAAUCGAUUAAGGAAUACAUAAGUAGGGUGUUGACCAUGAUAAGUUACUCUGAAUCCCAUACUUCCCUGCUCUGAGCAGAGCAGUCAGUAAAACAUUUUAUUUAUACCUCAGACAGGUGUGCUUCAAUUUCAUUAUUGAUUGUGUGUGAAAUGUCGGCUACAACCACAAGUUGAUUCGAUUUUAACUUGGAAUUGGAAGUUGGAUUUGAAUUUGAAUUAUGAAUUUGAAAUUGAAUUUGAAUUUCAUAUCGAAACUGAAAUUCAAAUUGAAUUUGAAAUCUUGAUUUUAGUUUGGAUGUGGCUUAAGUUGGAUUUUCAUUUAAAUCCAGAAAUAAAUAAUAUCAUGGAUAUUAUUAUGUUUUCUUUUCACCCCCUGCAUUUCUACAAUGAAUCGUGAAUUAACGUUAAUUGUAAUAUUCGUGACAUUUGUGUUCUUUAAAUAUGCAAUAAUAAGCUAGGUCUAUAUCACGUCUUCCUUGACUUCCUAGCUUGCAUCCUUAAAACUUUGCAAUAUUUUAUAAACGAAACUCUAAAGUUAAAAAAAAGAAAAUUAUCAACGUGCCUUUAUUAAGCUAGAAAAAAUGAUACAUCAAAAUCAUAUGUACCAAGAUUAUGGCCUCAUUUGCUACUAAGAUACUUUUAAUCGGUUAUCUGUGGUAUUUUUCUAUGUAUUUUGGAAUAAACUGUGUACAAAAUCGUGAUCAUAAUAAGGCUAAUUUAUUUGCAACCGACAUUAAAGCAUCAUCUUUGUAA